AUGCCGAACCACGCGGAGCGAGCCCCGCUCAUCGCGAGCGUCCCGCACCCUCCGGCGGUUCUGCACCAUCUCCUGACCUCUAUCCUGCUGUACGUCCUGCUAUCCUUUGUCAUCAUGCUCUUCGUCGACGGGCCGCCCCACCACCGCCACCGCCGGCACGGCCACGGCUGGUGGAGCGACGUGUGGAGCCUGAGCUGGUACACCGACGCGAGGGUGUCGCACGAGGAGCUCCGCGACAUCUUGCUCGACACCCCGACGGCAAGCGCGCCGAAGAGUGGAGCCGGUACUACACGGACGGCGUCCACCUCGCGG
This is a messenger RNA of Parascedosporium putredinis, 312 nucleotides long. NCBI's taxonomy places the organism in Eukaryota, Fungi, Ascomycota, Sordariomycetes, Microascales, Microascaceae. The record is from the annotation of a GenBank genome assembly.